Molecule: messenger RNA, 1736 nt
Organism: Zeugodacus cucurbitae (melon fly)
Lineage: Eukaryota; Metazoa; Arthropoda; Insecta; Diptera; Tephritidae
Product: kelch-like protein diablo
Exons: 7
Coding region: 49-1710 (553 amino acids)
Molecular function (GO): protein binding
Source: RefSeq, a predicted model, not a curated record
GCAAAGGAAAGUGAUAUAUUUUUCGAUUUCGAUUUUUUUUUUUCCAAAAUGUCACUCAGCGUAAGUGGACUGCCGAAACCGGUUAAUGUACGCAAUGAUGUCCGUCACAAUUGGGAGAUCAUGCAAGUUGUAUAUAAACUUUACAACGAAGAAAAAUUCACAGAUAUUUUAUUCGAAUUUCCAUACACCGAAUACAAAAUUACAGCACAUCGCCUAAUACUCGCAGCGGCAAGUCCAUAUUUCCUAGAACUCUUCGAGCAGGCUGAUGAAGACGGUGCUUGCAACACGAUAACGGUCACGAAAAUGGAUAGUGAUACUUUUGAGCAAUUGCUGAUCUACUGCUACAACGGACAGACGGAUAUCGCGGCUGGUAAUGCAGAGCGUAUGUUGAAGGGUGCUAUACUCCUACGUUUACAUGUUGUUGUUGAUAUUUGUGUGAAUUAUAUGUUGGCGCAUAUAAGUGAUUUCUUGGUGCACAAACUGAUUGCACUGGCAGCGGCGGUCGAGUAUAAACCAUUUGAAACGCGAUUACUCGCUUAUAUUGUGGAGCAUUUCAAGGAGCUUCAACGUAAUGCCGAAUUAUUUGAUCUCAAUGCCGCACAAUGGAAAUUCAUUAUAAAAGAGUUGGACGUCUAUAUAGUUUCUCAAGCGGAUAUCUUUUGGGCCAUCAAAAGCUGGUACGAGCUCAAAGUCGGCGAGCGUCAGCAACAACUGUCCGAUUUGAUUGGGUCGCUUACACUUACCGAAUUCGACAGCGAAUUUCUAACGCAACAAAUUAAACCGCUACCCGGUUGUGCAGGUUUAGCAACAGAAGCGCUUCGGAUGCGUGGCAAAUUGCCCGCGUGGUUGGCGGUACAGAAUUGGGGUGAUGAUUGGUUAGGUUAUAAGGACAUAUUGCUCUACAAUGAAGCACAGGAGGAAUGGCUGAAAGCUACACGCUUGGAAAUUAAAAGAUAUUUUUUUAGUACAGCAUUUAUGGAGAAUAGUCUCUACUUCAUAGGUGGACGCAGCAUGGAUGGCACGAGUAAGGCAGUGCUCAGCUAUAAUUUACUAACAAAAACGCUGACGACAAUGCCGUCAAUGAAGCAGAGUCGUCAAAGUGUUGGCGUUGCUGUGUUGCAUAAUUUCAUCUAUGCGAUUGGUGGUAAGGCGGGCAAUACAACGCCGCUGUUGAGUGUGGAGCGUUAUAGUACAUCAACUGGACGUUGGCAGUAUAUGCCUAGUAUGGCUGUGGCACGCGCUUCAGCCGGUGUUGCCAUCUUGCAUGAUAAUAUAUACAUAAUAGGUGGCAAAGAUUUGCGCACUCUGAACACUGUAGAACGCUACAAUGUUGUCAGCAAUAGUUGGUUUCCAUGCAGCGCAAUGGCUGAUGCACGUGAAAGUCCAGCUGUGGUUGUGCAUCAAGGCUUCAUUUACGCACUAAGUGGUCGUUUUACUGAUUUGAAAACUGUCGAACGCUAUGAUCCACAGCAAGACAAAUGGACAAGGAUUGCUUCAUUGAAUGUCGCGCGUAGAUAUAUCUGCGCCGCCUCGAUACAUAAUCAAUUGUGGGCAUUUGGUGGUGUAAUCGGUCCUGCACAGUGGGAUGAUACUGUCGAGGUUUACGAUAUGACGAACGAUAAGUGGCUGUUAAAGAAAAAAUUACCCGUAACUGGCAAGUUUGAUUGUGUUAUGGUACCCACGUAUUUGGCGGAAAAUCUUUUAAAGUGAUUUUAUUGCUGUUGAGAAUUAUUGGG